Molecule: messenger RNA, 2886 nt
Organism: Penicillium olsonii
Lineage: Eukaryota; Fungi; Ascomycota; Eurotiomycetes; Eurotiales; Aspergillaceae
Source: the annotation of a GenBank genome assembly
AUGUCCGAAAAGAUCCGAUCUGAAAGACUGGCCAAAUACCUCGGAGCCGUGCUCCAUGGUAGGCAGGAAGUCAAAGACCUCCCCAACUUCAAGAGACUGAUACAAGCCAUUUUGAACCACGACAACCACUGUGCCAUCAUUGAACGACUUAUAGCUAGUCCAAACGCCAUGGAAGCUCUUCGAAAUGGCUUGAGAUUCAACAUCACGCCAGUAUUUAUCAACGACUUCACGGCAAAGUUCGUUCAGUUCUUAAACGACCCAGCAGUAAAGCUUCUUGGCAACGGCCUAAUUCUUCAACAACUCCUCUUGAUUAUAUUGGAGCCCCGCACUCUCUGGAAUUCACUCAUGAGAGCCUUUUGCGCCCGAGAGCUGGAUGACAACGCAACCCACGCUCUAUGUUGGCUGACCACGGAGUUGCUGUCUUUGCCCAGCUCACUCGGGGUGAAUAUCAGGGCAGAUGCUCAAACCAUCGUCAAUCAAGACCACCUUUUCUCAUCUCCGCUCGCCCGCCUACGGAACUUGGGGCACAAGAUAAAAUAUCUUCUCGAAAUGAAAUCCUCCGCAACCGCGUCGUCCUCCGAGAUCACAGCAGGUGGCCGUCAUGAUAACGACUUCGCUGAUUUCCGUUUGACAGCCAUAUUGCCCACCGCAGAUGAGAUAAGUUGUACCGAGAAGCCGUUCUACCGUGGGGCGGAGGAAAUCGCGCAGCUAUGUGGCAGCCAACGCAUCGCGGGCCAUGUGGACAAUCAAUUCCGCCUCUUGAGAGAAGACAUGCUUUCGGGCCUUCGCGAUGAUUUCCAAAUUGCACGUGGCGCCAAAAGAGGGCGUCGAUCUGCUUUCCACAUUCGUGGCCUUUCAUUGUCAUCCUUCAGCUGUUCUUCAAAAGACGAAAAAUACUUUCGGCCAUGCACCCUAGGCGUGACUUCAAAAUCGGGCCUGGAAAGGAUGAAAGGCAUGCCAAAGGAUGCCAGAACGAAAUUUUUGAAGGACACUCCGCAAUUUGUCAAGCAUCGCUCAUUUGGAUGUUUGCUCAAAGACAUGGAGAUUGUGGCUUUCGCCGUGAUUGAUCGAGAUAUCGAUGCACUAGCUUCAGACCCACCGGUGGUGAUGCUGCGCGUCGAGGGCGAGGAUGCUUUGAACAAGGCCCUCCUUUACCUCAAGCUUUACGACGAUGUGGAAUUUCUAGUGGUGAACACAGCAACGUUUGCAUACGAGCCGAUAUUGAAAUGCUUACAAGAGAGAGUCGAUUUUCCUCUCACAGGGGAGUUGUUUCUUUAUGAAAAAGGGCAACCAGCAAAGACAUCAGACCUUGCUCCCUGGAGCAUUAUCAACGGGUUGAAAGGAGAGUACAGACGUGACAUCCAGGAUAUUCUCAACACAUCCCAGCGUGUAACACUGGACGCCUCGCAGACUGAGUCUCUGCUCGUGGGCUUGACCCAAGAAGUCAGCCUGAUCCAAGGACCUCCAGGAUCUCUUCUUUCCAAAGCUCUUCAUGACCACACCCAGGAGAAGAUACUCGUCAUGUGCUACACCAAUCAUGCUUUGGACCAGUUCUUAGAGGAUUUGUUGGACAUUGGAAUCGAUUCAUCUGCCAUCGUUCGACUGGGAUCCAAGUCCACACCGAAAACAUCGCAGCUCAGUCUCAAGAUGCAACACGUGGCACGCAAAAGAUCCCAAGCAUCCUGGGAUAUCAUCAAUGCAUUACGCGAUGAGGCAAGGAAACAAAAAGAAGAGUUUACCAAGACUUUCCAAGCAUACAAGGGGCUAUCGGCCGAUGCACUCUCAAUUCUAAGCUAUCUCGAGUUUGAAGAGCCAACCUUUUUUGAAGCCUUCAGCAUCCCUGAAGAUGGAAGCGGAAUGAAAGUGGUUGGUAAGACCGGAAAAGCGAUUCAGGAGGACUAUCUGUUUGACCAAUGGGCGACGGGGAAAGACCCAAAGCACCUGACAAAAUUGCUUCCUGACCGAUGUCACAGCAUUUGGACAAUGGAGCAGAAGCAGCGACAAGAAAAGAUCGAAUCCUGGAGCCGUGCAUUAUUGAAGGAACAGGCCACGUCCCUGGGCUUGCAGAUCACAAUGUUUGACAAGUGCGAGAAAAGGCUAAGCGCGGUACUUGGUGAAAAGACGAGAGACAUCUUGAAAGGAAAGCGAAUCAUCGGCUGUACAACCACAGCUGCCGCGAUGUACUCAGAUGACUUGCGAUGUGCAUCCCCCGGAAUCGUGCUUCUCGAAGAAGCGGGCGAGAUUCUGGAGUCUCAUGUCCUCACAGCUAUUUCACCCGAUACCAAGCAUCUGAUUAUGAUCGGAGAUCACUUGCAGCUAAGGCCCAAGAUCAAUAGCUACAGCCUCAGCGCAGAAAAGGGAGACGGUUAUGAUUUGAAUGUAUCUUUGUUCGAAAGACUCAUACAUGCUGGUUACCCACACACAACGCUGCUCAAACAACACCGAAUGUGUCCGGAAAUCUCCAAGCUUGUGCGAAGUCUCACGUACCCUGGAUUAGAGGACGACGAGAAAACAAAGACCCGUCCUAUGCCGAGGGGUCUUUGCGAUCGAGUCAUAUUCUUCAAUCAUGUGAACACCGAAGACGAAUUCACAGAGAUCUCUGAUAGACGAGACGAGGGAUCAAAGCAAUCGAAGAAGAACAUUUUUGAGGCAAAGGUUGUCUUAAAGAUUGUCAAGUAUCUUGGACAGCAGGGCUACGGAACCGACCAACUGGUCGUCCUAACACCAUAUCUAGGUCAACUAUCGCUUCUGAGGGAAGUAUUGAGCAAACAGAAUGACCCAGUUCUCAAUGAUCUCGAUUCUCACGAUUUGGUACAAGCGGGUCUUUUAUCGAAAGCGAGCGCUACGCACUCUAAGAGACAGAUCAAGAUUUCUACCAUCGCCUAA